CAAUUUCAUGCUGAGAAAUCAGUAUUCCAAGGUGUAGCUUGGUGAAGAUAUGAUGAAAUCAAUCUCUGUUUUGUGUAUCUAGUAGCACAGAUGACUAGAUUCAUACUUCAUAGUGAUAAUAUUUACCUCAUUGUAAUUGGGGAAUCGUUUGAGUUUUACUGAGAAGUUUGCUUUAAUCGUCAUUGCUUAUGAUGCAGGUUUGAUUUAAAACUGUGGGUGGAUGUACUUAGAUUUCUGAAUUUGAUAUGAGUAUAUGUAUUAAAAGGGUGAAUUUCCAUUUUUAUGACUCAAUUUAUCGUGAUAUGCUUGCAUCUAACUAUACCUAAUCGACAUUAUGCUGAAGAUAUUUGACAAAAUGCCUGAAUCAAGAAAUCGGCUAUCGACCCGAGACAGCAUCAUAGCAUCUUACAGCCAAAGGCGAGUUUCAAGAACUGGUGAUAGGAGUUCGAUAUCUCUUGUUCUUGAAGAUGAUAUUGAGGAAGGGCUGAAUGCAAGGACUCCAUUCCGGUGGAGAGAUACAACGUUGGUCGGUAAUCCUGGAUCAACUGGAGGUCCUCUUGGGACCCCGGGAAUUAGGCCUCAAAGCCGUGGAGGUAGUUUUGGGACUCCGAAAAUCAGGCUGGAAGGGAAGGAGAACUUGUCACCUGUGGUGGGGAGUGGCCGUGGCAGCCGAGGCACAGGCGGAAGUCCAUUGCCUGCUUGGUAUCCCAGAAGGCCUCUCAAUGACAUCACUGCUGUAGUGAGGGCAAUAGAAAGAAGAAAUGAUCGAGAAAGAGAUGGUGAAGGCCCACAAGCUCAUGAUCAAGCAAGCAUAGGCAAAGUUCCCAAGAUAUUGCUCGAUAUCACACAUCAAAAGGGGGCAGGCGCAGCUUGUAUGACGGAGCAGAAGAAGCUCUUGAACAGCAUUGACACAGUCGAGAAGGCGGUGAUGGAGGAGCUUCGGAAGAUGAAGUCCUCUGCCAAGAGAGGUGAGAGGAAGAAAAGGGUGCAGACUUUGCGGUCCAUGCGCUGAUGAGAGAAAGCUCGUUGUAGACUCGAUUAAAGCUCAUUAGGACUGGACUCUCAACCAAGGUUGAGACUAAAGGAUUUUGAGAUGGGGGGCAUGGCUGAUCAUCAACAGAUGAUCCAACUCGAGAGUUUUCUUUUAGGGGGCCAUUUCUUGAUGGCAAGAUACAAGUAUUGUUGAUUUGUUUGUAGCUUUUCUCAUCUACACAUCACAUUUCAUAUUCAAUUCUUGAUUGGAAGUGUAGUCAGGAUACAGUUUGGGAGAAACAUAGACAUAUUCAUUGGAUAUGAAUUUUAUUCUUGAAAGAAAUGCA
Salvia splendens (bonfire salvia) is the source of this 1319-nucleotide messenger RNA. Its product is annotated as protein POLYCHOME. The coding region runs from base 335 to 1012 and encodes 225 amino acids. The record is from RefSeq and is a predicted model, not a curated record. NCBI's taxonomy places the organism in Eukaryota, Viridiplantae, Streptophyta, Magnoliopsida, Lamiales, Lamiaceae. Gene Ontology annotation, biological process: negative regulation of ubiquitin protein ligase activity; regulation of nuclear division. Gene Ontology annotation, cellular component: nucleus. The transcript is spliced from 2 exons.